ACAUUUUUAUAAAUCCUAAUCCCUCGUCGCCCGCAGGUGGUCGCCAUCAAUGAGCCGAGUGCCAACGCAGAGGCGAUUGCCCACUCGUUCAAAUAUGACUCUAUGCAUGGAAUGUUUCCUGGAGUCGUCAGCGUAAAGGGAGACUGUCUGAACAUCAACGGCAAAAUCGUUCAUGUAUAUAAGGAAGAGAACCCAGAAAACAUCAAAUGGAAAGAGUUGCCUGUUGAUUAUGUGAUAGAGUCGACCGGAAGAUUCACAGAAGUCAAAGCUGCCAAGAAACACAUGGCGACGGGUGUCAAAAAAGUUAUCAUCAGUGCUCCGAGCAAAGACGCCCCGAUGUUUGUAAAGGGCGUGAACUUCGACAAGUAUAAGAAUAAAAUGACUGUGGUGUCGAACGCCUCGUGCACAACCAAUUGCGCUGCGCCUUUGAUGCACAUCAUCAACAAUCAAUUUGGAGUGGAAUACUGUCUACUGACGACGGUUCACGCAAUGACCUCCUCUCAGCAGAUCCUGGACGGAGUGAAUCAAAGGUCAGCCCCCGGAAAUAUCGUACACAGCACGACAGGCGCUGCGAAAGCCGUGGGCAUUGUCAUUCCAGAAUUAAAAGGAAAAGUAACCGGCGAUUCUAUAAGAGUGCCUACGCUGGACGUGUCACUGCUAAAACUCUACAUAAUUGUUAAAAAUCCGGCGACACUAGAGAAUAUCAAGUGUGCAAUUUGGAAAAAUGCAGCUACAGUUGAAAAUAGCGUUGUAUCCUACAUCGAAGAUACAGAAAAUCUCGUAAGCUCCGAUUUCGUAGGUAGUCAAUAUUCAGCCAUAGUUGAUUUUAACCAAGUGUCGGUCAUCGGUGACAAAUUUGUGACAAUAGGCGCAUGGUAUGAUAACGAAAUGGGAUAUUCGAGUAGGCUGUUAGACCUCUACACUCACAUGGUAAAAAUGGACAAGAAUUAAUUAAUCGUACAAAAUUGGUAUGAACACAACGACUGAGCAGUGAUCAGUGAUAUCAGUUAAUAAAUCACCAGCAUUUAAGUAUUUUAUUGAAAGUAUUGUAAUGAAAACUCGAUCUAAGCACGAGUGUUGUUGACCCAUUGGUAAUCUCGCCAAGACAUUUAUAAAAGAAGAAAACCCGUUAGCCGAUAAGAAAUCUUGAUAGUCAUUAUAUUAUUUGUAUGUGUACCAAUUAUGUCUGUAUUCAUGUAUUCAGUUAUAAUAAUUAAAUAUGUAUCAAAA
Myzus persicae (green peach aphid) is the source of this 1230-nucleotide messenger RNA. RefSeq names its product glyceraldehyde-3-phosphate dehydrogenase-like. Bases 103 to 951 code for a protein of 282 amino acids. Gene Ontology annotation, molecular function: NAD binding; oxidoreductase activity, acting on the aldehyde or oxo group of donors, NAD or NADP as acceptor. The transcript is spliced from 6 exons. NCBI's taxonomy places the organism in Eukaryota, Metazoa, Arthropoda, Insecta, Hemiptera, Aphididae. The record is from RefSeq and is a predicted model, not a curated record.